Cordyceps fumosorosea ARSEF 2679 is the source of this 1875-nucleotide messenger RNA. Its product is annotated as heavy metal tolerance protein precursor. The transcript has 4 exons. Lineage: Eukaryota; Fungi; Ascomycota; Sordariomycetes; Hypocreales; Cordycipitaceae. The record is from RefSeq and is a predicted model, not a curated record. Bases 1 to 1875 code for a protein of 624 amino acids.
AUGGCGGCUGCUGACAAUGUACCGCUUCCCCAACACCGACUUUCCGGCCCGUCUAUACCUGCCUCCGAUCUGAUCCUUCGCGAGAAGCAAUACCUUUACUCCUUCAUACUCAUCGUCGCCUUUUUAUCAUGUGUUGCAUGGUACAGUGUGGACCAUGCCAAGAAGCAGGAAAGCAUUCUGCAAUUGCAUGGAAACGGCCCAGGCGGGAAGCCCUUGCCCGUCACGAAGAAGAAGACCAAAGACGAUGGCGAGAGAACGCUUGGUCCCCACUUUGGCCCAGCUGCCAAAAACGUCUUUCGCUAUCUGACUGCAAUCAUCUUCCUCUCCUAUGUUGCCUCCGGCGUCUGCAUGUUUGACCACGCAUUCUACCACGACAACUCCUACAAGUGGUCCAAGGAAGGCCUCUCGUGGGCUGGGGAGUGGACUGUAGUCCACAUUAUUGGCUCUACCUUCUUCUACCUCUCUAUCUUUUUUUCUCUUUUCGACUGGAAAGAGGGUCCCAACGGCGUCCACCUCUUGAUCUGGGUCCUAGGCCUAGUAGGCGAGCUCAUUUUCUUCUCAACAACCUUCAAGACUGCCGCCGCAUGCCGCCUUGCCAACCCUGAAUCGCAAACGGGAGAGAAAGACUGCUUCGAUCGCUGGAUCAAACUCGACUUGAUCCUUUACUUUGUCCGUAUUCUCCACCUGACAGCCCUCAUUAGGGUUCUUAGCGUUGCUUCGAUCUGUAAAGUACGAUCAAAAGGCCCUGAGAAGCUUGAAGACGGCUUCGACCAUGAGCACACCCAGCUUCUGAAUGGCCACCAGUGGUCAUAUGACUCUCAAAAUGGCGAUGCCAAUACAGCAGGACCGAACGGACGCGACUCAAACACUCGCUGGUAUCAAGGCCAGAUCAUGUCCGGCGCAGCCAAAUACCCAGCGCCCACUUCACGCAAAGACAAUAACGCCACGUUUUAUCGACCACAAAAGAUUCCCCACCGGGCAGAUCCAAAUCCGCACCGCAUCGCAUGCCCGAUAUCUUCGAGGGUCAACUCCUGCGAACAGAGUUUUUGCGCGAUUGAGAUGCUGUAUCCCAAGCGCAAGGACAGACGUCGGUUCGAACACGCACACCUCAGGUUCCUGCAGUGGUGGCCUGACCGAGGUCAAAUCGACUCAUUGCUGGAUCCAUCCAGGAGACCACUUCGCUCCCAGAUAGAAAGCUAUCUGGACAAUCUCCAGUCUUCCUUGGUGUAUGAGGGGCUUGGGUGUCGAGUGGCCGCGUACCGAGAAAAAAGAGGGAAUCCCGAGUUCGACCGUGAGGUGGUUGAGUUGAUCCGGGCUGAGUUUCCUCACCUAAAGCCGGGACUCGCUAAUACAAACGGUUCUUGGUGGCAAAAGGCGGGCUUCAAGUUGUUCGAGCCACACGGAGCAGUACAGAGUCGGGAAACGGCGUCAGAUGAGCCUGCUGGCCUGUUCAAAGCUUUAGCAGAUGCUAUCCUCUUCACUCACUACAAGACACUAUACGAGCGAGACUAUGGCGAGCAAGCGCGCAGGGAUGCGCAGGACCCUGAGAUUGCGUCUAUGAGGCUGCUCGUCGAGCAGGGCAGUGCACCAGCAGCCUGCAACCCAGAGGACCAGUCCGACUGUCCCAUUUGCGGGGAGACAUGUUCCAGCCCGUCUUCAGGCAACCUGGGCCCGGAUGAACGCCAUUUCUUGCAUAUAGCGAAACCUUCAGAGCAGCCUAGCAGCUCGCCUGACCAAAACGAGCCAGGGACUGCUACAUCUGUCGAGUGCGCAGCAGACGAUGGAAACUUGCGAGUCGACGACUGCGCCGUGAGGCACAUGCUUGAACUCUCCUACAAGUUCACGAACUCGAGCUUGAGCGCUGGAUCAGGCUAA